Messenger RNA from Trichoplusia ni (cabbage looper), 2146 nucleotides. RefSeq names its product UDP-glucuronosyltransferase 1-7C-like. The coding region runs from base 119 to 1690 and encodes 523 amino acids. Gene Ontology annotation, molecular function: UDP-glycosyltransferase activity. Lineage: Eukaryota; Metazoa; Arthropoda; Insecta; Lepidoptera; Noctuidae. The record is from RefSeq and is a predicted model, not a curated record. The transcript has 4 exons.
AAAAUAUCAGUGAAGAUUAAGAUUAUCUAAAACUAGAUACUCAUUCAUUGAGUUAUCAUAAAAUAUAUUGGCGAUAAACUAAACUCAGCCAUCAUUCCGCUUCAGAGAGCCAGACACGAUGUUGCGGACUACUUUGUUGAUUAUCGCCUGCCUCCAAUCAACUUCGCUGCUGGUUGACUCCGCGAGGAUAUUAGGUAUAUUUCCUAUACCGUCUUUAAGUCACCAAGUUGUAUUCAGGGCGCUGAUGCUAGAAUUGGCUAAGCGUGGCCAUGAACUUGUCAUUAUAACGCCAAAUCCUGCCCUCGCAAAAGACAGGCCACAAGACAAUGUCACAGAAAUCGACACUGGUCAAGCCUACGAGCUUAUAGCAGAAAUGAUGAAGCAAGCAGCAGGAUUGAAUCAGUUCAAGAGAGGUGUCGUGAUGGACGCGGACGCUAUGAUCAGCAUGGAUUCAGCGGAGGGAAUACUACAACUAGUAUCGUUUCAAUUUGAGUUUCCCGAAGUGAAAAAACUCUUAGAAGAUAAGAGCCAAAAAUUUGAUCUAGUGUUUGUUGAAGGUAUCUCAAAUUAUGCAUUAAUAGUGUCUCAUAUAUUUAAAGCCCCAGCUAUUCUUUUCUCUUCAUUUUAUGGGUUUCCCGAACACUUAGAAACGAUGGGAGCAGUAUCGUGGCACCCAAUUUAUUACCCUAAUUUCUAUAGAAACAAAUAUAAAAAUCUUACGAUCUGGGAAAAAAUUAAAGAAACUCAUUUAGAAUACAAGAUUUACCAAUUGGUUAAAAAAACUCAACAAUUUGAAGAUGCAAUGCUUAAGAAAAAUUUUGGACCUGAUGCACCAACAAUUGCGGAUCUAAAGAAAAACGUACAAAUGCUCUUUUUGAAUUCACACCCUAUAUUUAACAACAAUCGUCCUGUUCCACCGAGCAUAAUACAUUUAGGUGCGCUACAUUUGCAACCACCGAAAGACAUACCACAGGAUUUAAAAUCUUACCUGGACAGUUCGACUCGUGGGGUGGUGUACGUCAGUUUUGGUACAAAUGUGCGACCGUCACAGAUGGACGAAGAUCUACUUGAUGCAUUUCUGGACGGCUUUGAAGCUUGUCCAUAUGACAUUUUAUGGAAGUUUGAUGGCGACAACUUAAAAAGAAUUCCUAAAAACGUCAAGAUACAAAAAUGGUUCCCGCAAAGAGAUAUGUUAUUCCACAAAAACAUUAAGGCCUUCGUGACUCAAGGAGGUUUACAGUCAUCCGAUGAGGCUAUAGACGCUGCUGUGCCUCUUGUGGGAAUUCCAAUGUUGGGAGAUCAGUGGUACAAUGUUAACAAGUACGUGGAACUUGGGAUUGGAGAGCAACUAGACGCCCUCACACUGACAGCAGAUAUCCUGACUAGUACAAUUAAAAAAGUGAUAGAAAACAAGGGAUACAAAGAAAACAUGGUGCGUGUGCGAAAUUUAAUGAAAGACCAGCCGCAGACUCCCUUGGAACGCGCGGUGUGGUGGACUGAGCACGUGCUGAAGCACGGCGGCCAGCACCUGCGGGCGCCGACGUUCAACAUCACUUGGAGCGAGUACUUCAUGACGGAUGUCAUGUUAACACUACUUAGUGUUCUCGCCGCUCUAAUAACUAUUGUGUUAUUUCUGUCUUGUAAACUCUGGAGAGCGAUUAAGGGACCCGUAAAGGUGAAACAAAGUUAAUCUAAGAAUAUUUCCACUAAAAUGUGUUCAUUUAGGAUAUUAAGUACUUACUCUUUACUAUUUGUUUAUAUUAAGCUAAGUGUUAAUGUUUAGAUGCUUUUAAAAUGGAGAAAUGUGUUUUAUGAAUUAUAGAAAGCUGCAAAAUGACACGACGUAAGUAAUAGAAGAAAUGUUAGUAUUAAUAAAGCGAAUGCUAUUGUGAUGUGUAUACUAAAUACUGAUAUUAGCGGCCUAGCGAGAAGCGAUGCUAUUUUUAAAGAAUUUAAUGUGAACGAAAGCAAUUUUUUCCUUAUUAGUGGAACAUAUUGUAUGUUAUGUUAAACCUUGCUUAAUCAAUGUAUACGUGUUAUCGGGAACAAUACUAACUACUAACAUUGCUGUAUUAUGAAGCUUUAAAUGUUACCCUAUAAUUAUAUAUCUGUGCGAGUCUUUGGUACUAAUAAAUUAAAACCAAAA